Paramisgurnus dabryanus is the source of this 2393-nucleotide messenger RNA. It is a transcript of the gene gimapl, whose product is annotated as GTPase IMAP family member 4. Gene Ontology annotation, molecular function: GTP binding. The record is from RefSeq and is a predicted model, not a curated record. Lineage: Eukaryota; Metazoa; Chordata; Actinopteri; Cypriniformes; Cobitidae.
UACACACACGCGCACUCCCGCCCUUCAAGCAAGCAGGAAAUCCCUUUCUCUCACGGAUCACCAAGAAAGAACAAAGUUACGAACACACUACCGUCAUGAAUUCAGACAGACCUUUAAAUUCAGCUGCUGAUGACCACCACGACCCCGAGGAAGAGAAGCAUUUGGCGGCAGCCGCCCGUGAGGCUAACCGUCUACCUGAGCUCCGUCUGAUCCUGCUGGGCUGGAGAUGGCCAGGUAAGAGCUUAACCGGCAACACCAUCCUGGGCCGUGAGGAGUUUCGACUGGAACGCGCUGCUGAAUUCAGCGUGAAACGCGAAACCGAAGUGGACAGGCGCAAAAUAACGAUAAUAGACACACCCGGCUGGUUCUCAGCCCAAACCACACCGGCGGAAUAUCAGCAGGAGAUGGUCCGGAGCGUUAGCAUGUGCCCGCCUGGACCUCACGCAUUCCUGCUGGUCAUACCUGUGGGCAUGUUCACCGAAACAGACCGGGCUCGGAUAGAGGAGAACCUGGCGCUGUUUGGAGAAAAUAUAUGGAAGCACACAUUAAUUGUGUUCACCUGGGCUGAGAUUUUAAAGGACAAGUCCAUAGAAAGACACAUACGAAGGGAGGGUCGUGAUCUUCAGUGGGUGGUGGACAAGUGUAAGAAAAGGUACCAUGUUAUCAAUAACUAUAUUUUUGGUGAGCACCCGCAACUGCCACAGCUGAUGGAGAAGGUGGAGAAGAUAGUGGCUGAAGAGGGCGGAUACUUCACGCUUAAGACAGAUGAACCUGAAACAAAAAGUCAAGCUCAGAAUGAGAAUCUAAACACCUCUAAUGUGAAAGAAAACAGGGAGCUCGGUGCUAGACCCAAACAGAACGGUUCCUGCAAUUCAUUGCGAUCUAUGGACGUCGACCCUCCAGAGUUUAGUUGAAGGAUUGAGUAAAUAAUGAUGAUGGACUGUUCCAGUGCUGCUGUGUUCAGUUACCUAACUUGAAAAUUUCUGCUGAAAUAUUUUCAUCACUCAAUGAAGCUUCAGGUUAUCUGGUUUACAGUAGGAAUAGCUUUGAAGCUUAAUUCGACAGAUCACAUCAAUAGGAAUGAUCAUACUGAUAAACAGUGGCGGCUCGUGACUGCUCAUCCGAGGGGCGCUAAGUGUACGGAGUGUCAUGUGUGUGGUUCCUUUUUCCAAAAUAUGUGUUCUGCGCGUCGAGUGAGCCUAUGUGCAUCACGUGUCUUGUCAAAAUAAGUGCCUGCUGCAGAUGUGUCUAAAGGGUUUGUGAUAAAAGAGAAGCAUGCAUUUGCCAGAUACUCGCAUAAUCUCAUCCGUCUUGCAUGUAUUUUGUGAACGUGAGCGUCUCUUUUAUCAAAAAAAAAAAAAAAAAAACGUUUUUUUGACGCGUGUGCAGCAGCCACUUAUUUUGACAAAACGAGUGAUGCACACAGGAUCUCUCAAAGUGCAGAACACAUAUUUUGAAAAAAAGAACCACUCACAUUACGGGCUACAUACAUGUUGUGAUGAACUUCGCAUCGUGCGCCCUCGAAAAAAGAAGUCACUGGCCACCACUGCUGAUAAAUACACUUCACAUAUACUUAUUAAAAAGAUGCAUGUUAAUAUGACUGCUUUUGUUAUACAGUGAGUUAACCAAGUCUUUCUCUAGUUCUCUAGUGUCAUUGCUACAGCAUUUUAUGUUGUAUUGACGUUUGUUGUAAAAAAAACUGAGGUACCUGAGAAACACUCCUGAAUGAUAAUUUAUUUGCACUAAUGAAUUUAACUAUUAGCCUGUAAUAUGACUCGACAAUAAAGCACUAAUAACAGCUGUCAGAGGCGCGGGUCUGUAUGCGUUAUAAUAGUAGUUACAUUGGUCACUUUCACUAUGGUUUGACAGUUUGUCCAAAAUCUUAUUUGUGUCACAUCACUGUUGCCCCCCGGUAAUUAUUAAUGAAAGCACAUUUAUAAUAUUCCUAUUCCUUUUAUAUUAUUUGAGAGUCUAUGAAGUGUUUUCAUGCCUUGAUUUCUGUUUCCAUGUUACUGAAUGUUUUAACAUUGCUGUGAUGUGUUUUCAUUCUUAUGUUUUUAUGUAACGCAUUAUUAUGAAAUCACAGGCCUAAUUAUUUUAUUUAUUUUUCAUCUCUCACAUACUGUACUGUUAGAUUUUUUACAUCAAUAUGCAGAUAUGAAUCUUUACGAAUAUUCGUUUCGGUCCCCUUGAUAAUGACUUUAUUACUUUAUUACUCUGUUGUUACUGAUGUCACUAUAUAUGUUUGUCUUAUGAUAUUAGGUGUUUCGUCCUUAAAAGAAACCGGUUGCAUAGACAUUUACAGUGUUUUAUGCUUUUAAUUGUAUUCAACAUCUUUGCAUUCCUUUUUACAUGUACUGAAAUUUCUGACAGAUAUAAAAAACAUUAUUAUC